AUGACCUCGUCUGCAGAUGAAGAAACAGUUGGAUUGGGGCAAGGAGAGCGUGAACACAAAGAAGUCACUCCGCAGGAAACUGCCGAGGAAUCUGGAUCCCAGCAGAGCUCUCAAUUAGUAAAAACUUCUGCUGAGAAAAAUCCUAUUCCAGGACCUUCAUCAGAGGGACGCAAAGGUCGGAAUUUGAAGAGGAGCAACGACCGCGCCGAGGACACCCACGGAGCAAAACAAAAGAAAAAAUCUACUUCUACAGUGUCGGACUCGGACGAAAGCAAAAAAGAAGACAAGAGUGACGCGCAAUUCAGGAUAGAAGGAACCCCAAGUGGAGCCAUUGAUCCGUGUCCGCAACACAAAGGCAGCUCUCGGUCCUGGAAACAAUUAAUUCAAAGCCAGGAGGCUUCUGGAACUGAGAGAAUUGUCGGUGAGGAAGACCCGAAGCCUGGACCUUCAUCACAGGUGAACAAGAAUCGGAAUUUGAAGAGAAUCAACGACAAUGGAAACGAAGGAAAUGAGCAUGGAGCAAAUCCAAAGAGGGACAAUAAUCCGCAGCAGUUCCCUAAUCAAAACUAUCAGUUGCAGUCAGAUGAUCAAAUUGGCGGCAAUUACCAACGCUGGGAGUACGAUGAGACAAUGAACCAGCAGGGUCAGGUCGAAGAAUGGCAGCCUCGACAAACCCUUGGAGACGGAUAUCAGCAUUAUCAUGACGCUCAUCAAGUUCCCAAUAUGCCUUACGACAAUUAUGUACAGUCAUAUUAUCAAGAUUUUACUGAACAGACCAACGACUUCGCGGGUCUUUUUCCCGCCGGAACUGAGCAGUCGUCGAACUCACAGCCUAACGCUCAAAAUUACCAGGAAACACCAGAAAACGAAGGCGUCGGAAGUUUGUAUGUCCAACAAAGCCAGUUCCUUCCUGAUUCCAGCCAAUUUGCCAAUCCGCAGCCUUUUCUAUACUACGUUCCAGCGCAGCAACCAUACCAGAUCUUCCAAAACGUGUUAGAAAUGGAUGCCAAUCACGUUUCAAAUGUCGUGCCUGAGGAGCGAGAACAAAAUGAAGUUCCUCUGCAAGAACCUGUCCAGGAAUCUGAAUCUCAGCAGAUCUCGGAACCCGGGAUGACUGAUGCUGAGAAAAAUCCUCUUCCAGGUCCUUCAUCAGAGACAAACAAUGUUCGGAAUUUGAAGAGAAAAAACGAUCGUGCCAAGGAAACCCACGGAGCCAAUCCAAAGAAAAAAUCCACUUUGCCAGAUACAGACUCUUAA
Cloeon dipterum is the source of this 1257-nucleotide messenger RNA. RefSeq lists its product as uncharacterized. NCBI's taxonomy places the organism in Eukaryota, Metazoa, Arthropoda, Insecta, Ephemeroptera, Baetidae. The coding region runs from base 1 to 1257 and encodes 418 amino acids. The record is from RefSeq and is a predicted model, not a curated record. The transcript has 9 exons.